AUGAGUAUCAGAAUUUCAACCCCUUUGGGCGGCAACUUAUCCACGUUGUACGUGGGCUCGUUACUUCCCUUGAGUAACUACUGGUGGGCACCCUAUGGGGUGUGCUACAUACAGUUUCUGAAGCGGGCGUUGGAGGAGAUCAACAACUCAACGGAUAUUUUACCUGGGUACAGGCUGGAACUGGUAGCAGGUGACACACAGGGAGUGGCAGGUCUAGGUGUGAAGCGGAUGGUCGAGAUGCUGGAAUCCAACGUGCCAAAAAUAGCCCUGAUUGGCAUUGGUCUGUCAGACGAAAUGUCGCUGAUUGGUCAGGUUGCACAGUAUUUCAACACCCCAGUGCUCUCAUUCGCAGCGACGACCUCUCACAGCCUUGACCGUGACCUCUACAAGUCCGUGUACAUCACCAACUACCUGGGCGAGUCGGUCAACCCUGCCAGGAUAGCCAUCAUGAAGGCCUUUCAUUGGACGCACGUGGCCACACUUGUCUACAAGGACCAGGUCUUUGAAACGCAAAUCACGAACUUCCACACCUACUUGGCCGUAAACAAUUUUACACUGGUGACGUCAGGGAUUAUCACAGACCCCGACCAGAUCUCGGAGCACAUGAUUAGGCUGAAACAAUAUGACGCACGGAUCAUCAUGGCGGCGUUUAGAAGUAACUUGGCUCCUUACGUUUUUUGCCAGGCCUACAAGCACGGCAUCUAUGGCAAAUCCUACCAAUGGAUCCUGACAGGGGACAGCAUGUACGACGGCUGGAUUGGUACAUUUUUCAAGGGGCAACAACCCCUGCCCUGCUCCAGGGACGAGGUGGUCACAGCCAGUAAAAAUUAUCUGGUGGUCGAUAAUGUUUACCUGCGGCGUGACGUCAACACGUCCACCAUCUCAGGGAAGACAGCGAUUGAGUACAGCACAACGAUCGAGAAAUGGGCGGGCAAGUUGAAACUGUCUAGAACCCAUCCCUAUGGAUACGACGCUGUCUGGGCACUGGCAUUAGCCCUCAACCGUACCCAGGAGAAACUGACCAGUGGUGUCCUGAACCAAACGGUCAGUUUGUCAGACUUCAACUACACACGAUCUGAUCUGUUUGACCUCAUGAUACAGAGCUUACAGGAGAUCACAUUUGAGGGGGUGUCGGGCACUGUAGCGUUCAACGAGUAUGGCCAGAGGAUGGGACCCCACGACAUCGUGUUGUUUUACAACGACAGCAAGACGUUGGUAGGAGAGAUCAAGGGCGUGGAUGGUCUUAAUUGGUCGGUGCCGAUAGACCAGCUUUUUGAAGGGAGACAACCUCCACGCGACAGAUUCCAUUACGUGAUGAUGAAGCUACCUCCUAGCGACACAGCUGUUGUCAUUGUUCUGUUGAUCAACACCUUAGGUUUCCUGGUGGGGGUCGGGUUUCUUGUCUUCAAUAUCCUCUACAGAAAUAACAGGCACAUCAAGAUGUCAAGCCCAGCCAUCAAUAACAUCAUCGUUAUGGGAUGUCUGCUCAUGUAUGUGUUCGUGUAUGUGCUGACGUCAGAUUACGCCAAUUGGUUCUCAGACACCAACAGCGUCAUAUGCAUGGUGAGGCUGUGGCUGGCUUGUAUCGGGUUCACGCUAUCGUUUGGCGCUCUUUUCUCAAAGACAUGGAGAGUUCAUGCCCUUUUUCGUAAUGAUCAAAUCAAAAGGAAGGUCAUCAAAGACCUUCACCUGUUUAGCCAAGUUCUUGUCCUUGUCCUGGUGGACAUGGUCAUCCUAGUGCCCUGGUCAACGCUACAUGCCCUGGUCAAGACAGUCUACAGACUACAGGUCGAGGGUCAGUCCACAGGAGACGAGCUCGUCACAUACACAUACACGGGCUGUUCACACGAGUUUGAGGUGUACUGGUACAUGGCCGAGUACAUCUACAAGGGUCUUCUCCUGGUCUUUGGUGCCUUCCUGGCCUGGGAGACACGCAUGGUGACGAUUCCAGCAUUGAAUGAUUCUAAGCUAAUUGGCUUCUGCAUCUACAACAUCGCCAUCGUCUGCGCCUUUGUAGUUCCGGUGACCUACGUGCUGGGUCAGGAAAGAAAGACCUUGACCUUCAUUCUCGUGGCUGUCUUCGUCAGUCUCUGCACAUCGCUGGUGCUGUGUAUAUUGUUUAUACCGAAAGUGCGCCUGAGGAAUCAGGUCGACGACAGGCGUUUCGUGACGUCACUCAACACCCAACAGCCCGCCCCCGGCUACGGCCAGGGUCGGGCCGAGGUGAAGAAGGACCUGCUCAACGUGCCGAGCAAAUCCCGCCCCAGCAACGGUAACUCGCUUGUCAAAUCUCGCCACGAGAGCAGCUGCGAGAGUGUGUUCACAGGUCAGGGGCAGGCUAUGGCCGGUUAUGUUAAAGGUCAAGGUCAUGCAAUGUCCAGUUGCGUUGAAGUGGAAGAAGUCUCCUCGUCCUCCGUCAAAGCUGACGGCGCCAGUAGUGGCGACAUCUAUGACGGCGGAGACUGCAGGGCCGAGGGUGAUCUGAGAGCGGAAGUCAAUCGUCUGAACCUCAUGCUUGCAGACGAAAUUAAGGCAAUAUCUCGCCUACGGACAUCUUUACUGCGAGAAACCAACCAGACGGUCAACUUCCAUAAAAUAGGUCACGAUUACGUCAUCUUUAAGGCAAAUGCGCAACCGGAUGUUGUAGGGACGACAGUGGAAAACAUAAAAGAAUCUGAAACCUAGUUUAGAAAUGUCACUUCUUGUCAGAAAGAAAAUAACCUCCGCGACUGGUUCAAAUUACAGCAGACAUUUUGUAACUACGAAAGAUAACUCUUAAUCAUGAAACAUGGAGUAGGGGAGACUAUAAUUCGUAAUCAAUUUAUUUCCCUUGUCGCAGUAUCUAAAUACUACUUUACUUUAGUAUUAUUAAUCUGCACUAUUGAUAGGGAAAAAAUUAUAUAAAGAUUCAUUUAAAAAUGUGGAUAUUUUCAAUAACGACUUGAGAUUGAAAACAGCAUUUAAAAUAAAUAUUUUUAGUUGCCUCGUUGAAAUCAUUAUAGUUGAACUCUGGGAAGGUCCAGUAGAGUUAUGUCCCUUUAAGUGUGACAGUGAAGUUGAUUAUACGGCACAAGGUUAAAAAACUUGUGGAUAUUUUAGCAAUGAUAUUGCUAAAACCAUAGUCGACAGUAAGCAAUUAGAAGUAGGCACACGCGGUCCCUAUGGAAACUACAUUUUUAUUUCCUAACUAGCAGUUUGGCUAGUGACUGCCAAACAUGUUCUAGUCUUGUAAAGAGAAUCCAAAUAUUUUAGGUCAAAUCUUUCAAUGUUUCCAAGAAACAGUUAAAGGACAUUAUAAUCACAAUUUCCCUGGGUCUACCUAGCUCUGAUGGAUACUUGGCUCACGUAAAGUAAAGGUGGCUGGGUACACCAUACCUUUAUAUGCCGAGGUCACAGAAACAGGUAAACUCUAAUAACUUGUUCCAUAGACUGUUAAGUUUGAAAGGGAACUUAACUGCUUCACUUUAAUUUACCUGUAAUGG
Physella acuta is the source of this 3482-nucleotide messenger RNA. RefSeq names its product gamma-aminobutyric acid type B receptor subunit 2. Gene Ontology annotation, cellular component: membrane; G protein-coupled receptor heterodimeric complex. Gene Ontology annotation, biological process: gamma-aminobutyric acid signaling pathway; G protein-coupled receptor signaling pathway. Gene Ontology annotation, molecular function: G protein-coupled GABA receptor activity. Lineage: Eukaryota; Metazoa; Mollusca; Gastropoda; Physidae. The record is from RefSeq and is a predicted model, not a curated record.